This is a messenger RNA of Cylicocyclus nassatus, 2739 nucleotides long. The record is from the annotation of a GenBank genome assembly. NCBI's taxonomy places the organism in Eukaryota, Metazoa, Nematoda, Chromadorea, Rhabditida, Strongylidae.
AUGGGAAAGCGAUCCAGCGAUGACACAUGGUUUAUCAAGUGGAUCAAUUAUGGCUUUACAAAAAUUGGCUUUGCUAUAAGCUAUGCACCAUGGACAUGCAUGAUUUUGAGUUGUGUAAUCACAGCUGUUCUGUCCUUAAAAAUCCCGUUCACUCCUAUGGAGAAUAACAUUAGCGAUUUUACACCAUAUGAUGCUAGAUCUCGACAAGAACUUAAAAUUUAUCGCGAAUUCUUCUCAAAUCGUGGUGAACCAAAGACAUUUUACGCGUUUGUUAGGCCCAAGGACGGAACGAAUCUAUUAACGACGUCACAUUUAAAUGAGACCGUUCAGGUUUUGGACAAGAUCUCUCGAGAUUUCUACUUACGGACUUCACAUGGCCAGAAAAAUUUCGAAGAAUUUUGUCAAGGAUUCUGCACUUUAAACGAACCGAUACGACACUUUUAUAGUGGAAUGUUGAUCUCAGAUAAGUACGCCACUUCUGCAAACAGAAGUAAACAUUUGGAUCUGGGCUAUCCAAUUACUACCGUGCUUGGCACUAAACUGUACAUGGAUCCGAACCUGUUUGGUGUAAAGGUCGCAGUCAGGGACAAGGAAGGACGCGAGAUUGUAGUGUCUACUGCAGAUGCAGAGCAUAAGGAUUACCUUUUGAACCAACUACCCCACAACAUCCGUGAAAUAGCUUUAAUUGUGCUCCAAUUUCGUGCCGAGCUAGAGAUUGGCACCGAUGUAAAACCCAGCGAUAUGAAUAAGUAUGAACGCUCCCUUAUCGAUUAUUUCCAUAAUGAUUUCCACAGCGAUUUGAUCACAGUCAAAGUUCUCACAGAAUCUUUCAUCACUUCGGAAAUUGUCCGAUCCGGUCUCACUCUUCUACCUUUUCUUGUUAUUGGAUUCGUCAUUAUGGCUAGCUUUUCUAGCAUCACAUUUUCCAUUAGUGCAACUGUUCUCAAGCAGAUGAAUAUACACAAGAUCACACUAGCAAUUAUGGCGUGCGUAUGUCCAUUUAUGGCCUGUGGCGCAACACUUGGCGGCAUGUUUUGGGCCGGAUUUCGAUUCGGGUCAAUUCUGUGUGUUACUCCAUUUCUUGUUCUGGCUAUUGGGGUUGACGAUGCAUACUUGAUGGUAAACGCUUGGCAAAGGAUUACCACCCACAGAAGAAAAUUGCCCGUAGAUAAUGUAAAUGCUGAAGUACGACGCAGGGUCACAGAAAUGCUAGUCGAGACUGGCCCAUCGGUCUCAAUCACAACAAUCACAAACGUGCUCGCGUUUGGAAUCGGGGCGCUCACGCCUACACCAGAGAUCCAGCUUUUCAGUAUAGGAAAUGCUCUGGCAGUUGUGGUUGACUUCAUAUUCCAACUGACCAUCUAUGCAGCAUUAAUGGUGGUCAUUGGAAAGCGAGAGAUACAACAAGAGCUGGAUGGAAACCAACUAGCAUUGGAAAGCGCACCUUACGAGAAGAAAGUAGACAUCGAAAAGGAGUCUUCCAAAAAGGGAGUACUCGAUGCCUACUGUAGUUUCAUCUCGAAUAAGGUCGUUUCCUCAGCUGUAAUUGCAGGAUUGGCCGUCUAUUGGUACAUCUCAAUCGUUGGCGCGCUCAACAUCAAAGCAGAACUGACUCCGAGCAAGUUGUUUUUAGACGAUUCUGAUCUGGUCACGGUCUUCGAAGCUCGUAAGAACUUCAUCACACCUUACUAUAGCGUGUGCUGGAUCCUUGUCGAUAAACCUGGAGAUGUUAUGGAUCGUAGUCAAGCACGACGAAUUCAUCAGAUGGUUUCAGACUUUGAAAAUCUUCCAAAUUCAGUCGGUCAGUACUCAACAAAGUUCUGGCUAAGAGAUUACGAAGAUUUUCGAAAGCAAUCCGACGAACUUGAUGUACCAGAUGAGUUCGUGGAAGAACCGGAAGUUGCCAUAGAAUUCACCCAAAAUGGAAGUGCUGUGGUUCCUGCUAAGACUACAUCUGAAGGCAACGAACUGAAACAAUUUCUGGAUUGGCCAGAAUUCUCAUUUUGGAAAGGAUUUAUCCAGCUGGAACAUGUGAAUAGAGGAACUGAGUACAAAGUAACCCGCUUCUUCUUCACCACCGCAUUUCACGGUGAAGAUCUCAAUGAGUGGUCGAACAGAGCACGACUUCUGAACCAAUGGCGAAGCGUUGCCGACAACUACUCCGAUCUUGGUGUGUCAAUCUACGAGGAGGAUGCAAAGUUUCUGGAUCUCAUUGAAACGAUGGUGCCGGUCGCCACACAAUCAGCCUUGUUCACCUUCAUCUCUAUGUUCAUCGUUGCCGCACUUUUCAUCUCUCAUCCUCCAACGCUUUUCGUCGCCACCUUCAGUAUCCUUAGCACAAGCUUAGGAGUAUUCGGAAUCAUGUCAUUCCGAGGAGCUGAGCUCGAUCCAAUUAUGAUGUCAGCCACUGUGAUGAGUAUUGGAUUUUCUGUUGACAUCCCGUCACACAUUGCCUACCACUACUAUCAAACAGGCAAAGAAACAAAAAGUGUUCGAGAACGAAUGCAGAAAACAAUCGCUUCGGUAGGAUUCCCAAUCCUACAGGCUUCGCUUUCAACAAUUCUAUGUGUGCUUAGCUUGUUUUUCGUAAAAUUACACAUGUCACAGAUCUUUGCCGAAUGUAUGCUUCUUGUCGUAUUAAUCGGCAUGAUUCAUGGUCUAUUAAUCAUUCCUGUGAUCUUCAAUCUACUCUCCCUAGUCCCCUUUCCAAAUACGUGCCGAGUUAAAUCUCAAAGCUAG